Yarrowia lipolytica CLIB122 is the source of this 1500-nucleotide messenger RNA. RefSeq lists its product as uncharacterized. The record is from RefSeq and is a predicted model, not a curated record. Lineage: Eukaryota; Fungi; Ascomycota; Dipodascomycetes; Dipodascales.
AUGCGAUAUCUGAAGACUGUGGCCCUCUCUGCCGCCCUCGUGGCUGCCCACCCUGCUGCCUCCAACAUGGAGGACUCUGCUGCCCUCAACAAGCGAGGUGGCUACUACCACCAUGACUCCUGGCCUUACUACAGACCCCAGAAGGACAAUUGUGACCCCAAGAUCGUAACCCAGCUCGUUACCUCCUGGAAGGAGUCUCCUGUCGUCACCAAGACCAACACUGUCACCUCUUGGAAGGAGCCUGCUACCGUUACUGUUACUAAGACUGAGCAGGGCCAGGUGAUCGUCAAGACUGUCUACCCCGACAACCCCAAGCCCACCCACUGGGACUGGGACCAUAAGGACCCCGAGCACCACUGGGACCCCAAGGACCCUGUCGACCCCAAGGACCCCGAGCACCACUGGGACCCCAAGGACCCCGAGCACCACUGGGACCCCAAGGACCCUGUCGACCCCAAGGACCCCGAGCACCACUGGGACCCCAAGGACCCUGAGCACCACUGGGACCCCAAGGACCCCGAGCACCCCGUCCCCCCCAUCGACCCCGCGCUGGUCGACCCCUCCGACGUGUCCAUUAAUGAUGUAUCCGAUGGUCACGACGGAAACAACAACGGAGUAGGCAACGGAGACUACAACGGUAACGACGACGGUCAGAGCAACGGUGACCACGGUAUCAACGGUAACGACAACGGUGACGGCGACGGUUACGAGAACGGUAACAACGACGGUAACGGCAAUGGCGCCGGCGGUAUCAACGGUAACGAGAACGGCGAUGGUGACGGUUUGGACAACGGUAACACCGAUGGAAACGGAAACGGUGACGGUGGUAACAACGGCAACGGCAACGGUGACGGUGAUGGUGCCAACAACGGAAACGACGACGGAAACCGAAACGGUGAAUUCGGAAAGGACGGCAACAACAACGGCGACGGUGACGGCUUCCAGAACGGAAAUGACGACGGAAACGAUAACGGCGAGUACGGCACCAACGGUAACGACAACGGUGACGGAGACGGUAUCCUGAACGGUAACGGCGACGGUAACGAGAACGGCGCAGACGGUGUUAACGGAAACGACAACGGAAACGGAAACGGUGUCGCCAACGGAAACAACGACGGAAACGGCAACGGUCCUGCUGGCUACGAUGGCAACAACAACGGCAACGGCAACGGUUACGAUAACGGCAACAACAACGGUAACGGUAACGGAGCCGGAGGCUACAACGGUAACAACAACGGCAACGGCGGAGGCAAGCACAACGGCAACAACGACGGUAACAACAACGGCCCUGGCGGCAACUUUGGUAACAACAACAAGUGGGGAAGCGGAUUCGGCAACAACAACAAGUGGGGAAGCGGAUUCGGCAACAACAACAAGUGGGGAAGCGGAUUCGGCAACAACAACAACAAAUGGGGAAGCGGAUUCGGCAACAACAACAAGUGGGGAAGCGGAUCCGGCAACAACAUGUGGGGUAGCGGUGGUCGAUUUGGCCGAUCUUAA